Molecule: messenger RNA, 2927 nt
Organism: Brassica rapa (field mustard)
Lineage: Eukaryota; Viridiplantae; Streptophyta; Magnoliopsida; Brassicales; Brassicaceae
Product: putative FBD-associated F-box protein At1g50980
Molecular function (GO): protein binding
Source: RefSeq, a predicted model, not a curated record
AUGGAGACGAAGGCGGUUACAGGAGGAGAAGACAAAGGCGGUUACAGGAGGAGAAGACAAAGGCGGUUACAGGAGGGGGAGAGAAAGACGCUAAGAAGGCUCCGGAGCUUCGCAAAGAAGGAGACUCGAUCAAUCAGUGAGUUUGCGGACGAUUUGUUGCUGAAGAUGCUACACCGUCUCCCUAGCAAAAACGUCGUAGCCACGAGCGUCUUAUCAAAACGGUGGCGAUCUCUAUGGAAAGAGGUGAACAGGUUCAGUUACGACGGCGGCACAGUAGGCAGAGAGUACUGGAGGUUCGCACUGUUCAUCAGCAAGCUCUCAAACCUAGAGAGCUUGGAUCUCAAGAUCAGCCCCUACCGCACGAACAAAUUCAUCAACUAUUUGGUUAACAUGAGAAAGCUCAGAGUCGACAUGGUUUGCAGCUCCUUUGAGCUGCCCAAAAGCUUGUUUAAAAAUGUGAUGGUGUUCACUAUUGAUGUGCCUACGCUUAGGAGAUUAUGUAUUGAUAACACUUGUGGGAAGUCUCGGCCUGAAGGUGUUCAUGGGUUUGUGAUUACAACACCUUCUUUGAGAUGGUUUAGCAUUAGAGACAGGUUUAGUAAUUAUUUGAAGUUUGAAGAUAUGCCUGAGCUGGUUAAGGCGAGUGUUAGUGUUGUUUGUGAGUCCCAACCUGAGAUGUUUCUAGGAUGUCUUGCCUCCACUCAUCUCAAUGACGCUCCUAGGCUUCGAGUUCUCAAGCUCAAUUUGUUUCGGAAGCACUGUGUCCAGUCGUGGAACCAACCAAGUUCUGUUCCUGAAUGCUUAUCUUCUCAUCUUGAGAUCUUGGAGUGGAGACAAUACAAGGGCACAGAGACAGAGAUAGAAUCUGCAAAGUACAUUCUAGCCAAUGGGAGUCGUCUAAAGAAGGCAACAUUCUACUCAUAGUCCGCAGAGAAGCGUGGGAUGUUGAAGGUUAGAAUGUGUGGCCAGAGAUUCUUGCACGUUAAGCGCUUCAGCUGGUAAUAACUUGGAAUCAUGUGUCUAAUAUUUUCUGUCUUUCUACGUUUCUCAACAAAACGAAAACGUUCCUUCAGAGUAGAAUGAUAACAUAUGAAUGGUAAAUUACCUUUUGAUGCGAUGUAAUAUCUAACCUUCCUCGUAAAAUAAUAACUUGGAGGAAUGAUGUCUUAUUUCUUCGUCUUCUAUGGGUCUUUAUCUUUUCUUAUUUAUCAACAAAAUGAAAAACAUUACUUAAAGAAUGAUCACACUAAUGGUAAUAUCUAACCUUCCUGUGUUUAGCACGAGAUCAUUGGGAGGGACUCUCCUUAAAACAGAUUGGCGUUUGACUCUGUUCUUGACGUUUGAUGUUGUUGCUUGUUUAUGGACCAACAUGUUGGUAACACGAGAAAUGAGAAAACAAAACUUCAUAGACGGACGAUUAAAUGCGGAAAACAACAUUCUUAUUGACGUCAUCAUCAUGAACAUCUCUAUCCUCAGAAUCAUCAUCACACAACUAAAACCCUCUGCAGAACUUAGACCCUUCCUUGUUGGUUACAAUCUCUAUCACACAAGUACUCCACCUCCAGUUCUUCAAAAAUUAUUUAGUGUUGUCUUCUUCUUCCUUGUUCAGGUGCUUCAUCACAGUUUCACCCAUUGAACUAUUCUUCAUCACACAUGUUUUGAUAUCAAACAUAUUUGACUGAACCGGCAAGUAUCAGCCUAGCUACGUUAGGCUGGCUUGUCGUCCAAGGAUUGAUGUAGUACUGUCUGCCCCGAGACGAGAAUGUUAUGCUCUUCCGUGACUCUUUUGAAGCUCAGCAGAAGACUUGUGAAUGCACAAGUAUGGCGCUUAAAACAGUUUGGCGAUUGACUCUGUUCCUGAUGUUUGAUGUGGUUUCUUGUUCUGAACCGGUGUUGGAAUUGAGAACCCGGUUUAUCUAUUCUAUUAAAACAGCAGUGUGACCCAUUGAUAAAAGUAGGGUCCAACUUUUUAUUUUUAAGAAAACUGAUUUUCCUAUAUAACUGCAUCUAUUAUAUCAACAAUAACCACGUUCUAUUUUUCUAUAACAAAACUGUUACUUUUCUUCCUGUAUAAACCAGUUGGAUUAUUAGUUUUUGAUCCUACACAUGAUUUCUCAUGAUCAUCCGAUAUGGAAGGCCGGGGCAAACAAAACGGUUAUUGAAAAAAAAUAUGAGAACUUGGAGAAUAUACACAGAGAACAAGUUCCACUAAAAACCAAAAGGAAGAGUAGAUCGGCCACUAAAUCGGAUUGCUCUUUGUUCGAAUUAGGUUCAGUAUACACUUUUUUUGGCAUCGUUUUAGUAUACGUAACCUAUUUGUUAUUGUUAACCAUGGAUGUUUGUCUUAAACGAAUCAUCAAUUUUUUUCUUUUUUGGUUUCUAGAAGUAAAAAUUCAGUAUUAUAUGUCAAAUCUGCAAGAUUUAAGCAUAAAAAUCAACAAAAACGCAUAACAAUCGAUGGAUAUUAAAAGAAAAACAAUGGCUGCUCUAAAACUCUGUUCUGCGAAACCUAAUUCGACUAGGGAAGAAGAUAAGGAAAAUUACGUUUAUGCCAUUAGUGAAAAAAAAUGAAAAACACAAAGGGAGCGAUUCGAACACGGGAUAAUGCAACGGGUGUAUGCUUUAUUUCCACUAGGCCGCAUAGCUUUCCUUUUCAGUUUAUAUUACUAACCGGUUAUCAUAUUUUUUUUUUUAACGCUGAUUUAUUAUAAUCUUACAAUUAUGAUAUAGGAAAGAUUACAUAGACGAUUCGACAACCGACAAUACUACCUACCGGUUAUCAUAUAUAUCCAUAUAUAUAUAUAUAUAUAUUGAUCAGAUUUGUUUUAUAAAUCACAAUAUAAAUCGUGAUUACAAAUCGUGAUUAGCUGUAUAUCUUCUUUUACCCAUGUAAAAAAAUAAGAAUAGAUUAAAACACAAGAAAAAUA